Messenger RNA from Monopterus albus (swamp eel), 2260 nucleotides. RefSeq lists its product as uncharacterized. Lineage: Eukaryota; Metazoa; Chordata; Actinopteri; Synbranchiformes; Synbranchidae. The transcript is spliced from 2 exons. The record is from RefSeq and is a predicted model, not a curated record. Bases 34 to 2190 code for a protein of 718 amino acids.
UUAAAUGUUGCAUCUCCAAGUAACGAUGUGGAUAUGAGCAAGACCCUGCCUGACAUAAUUGAACAGAAUUUUGCGGCGGCUUUGCUCAAACUUGAACAUUUUGCACAUGUGCCUGGCACAAAAAUUGAUGAGUUUCUAGAGGAGCUGCACUAUUUGUUGUGCUCAGCCACAUUUCCUCUCACUGUAAACAUUGAAGCUGUUUUUCAGAAACAUGGUUCCACACCUGAUAAAUCAGUGAUAGCAGAACUUGCCACAGCCCUCUCCACGUCUCACCCCUUACUAAAAGCUAUACAGAAGGGUGGCUCUUUGGGCACAUCACAUCUCCGAAACAAGUUUUACAGAGAAAACUUUAAUGUCAUUGAUCCCAUUGAGUACAUGCUUGAUAAAAAGGAAGAGAAAAGCUUUCAGUAUGUGCCUAUACUGAAGAGCUUGCAACAGGUCUUCAAUAAAAAAGACGUUGUGGAUAAAGUUGUUGAAACCCACAGAGCACAUCAGUGUCAAUGGAUAACUGGAGAACAGCAUACUUAUAAAUCAUUUCAGGAUGGCUCAUAUUUUAAGGAAAAUAGUUUUCUUUCAGGGGGUGAGUUGACAAUCUUGCUAACUUUGUACAUAGAUGACUUUGAGGUAUGCAAUCCUCUGGGUACGUCUCGCAGAAAACACAAGCUCUGUGGAAUCUAUUGGACUCUGAGUAAUCUGCCUCCAGGCUCACAUUCAGCACUUUCCUCGAUUUACCUGGCAGUAUUGUGCAAAUCUGAUGAUCUGAAAAGGUAUGGAUAUGAUGAUGUCUUGCAUCCUCUUAUUCAGGAUCUAAAAGUCCUUGAGCAAGAUGGACUUUUUGUGCCGUUGCUUGGUAAAAGUGUUAAAGGCACAGUUCAAGUUGUUGUGGCAGAUAACCUCAGUGCUCACAGUAUAGCAGGUUUUAAUGAGAGCUUUACUGCUGGAAACAUUUGCAGAUUCUGCACAGCAACACGAACAGAGAUCCAAGAGAGAGAAGUAAGAUCAGAAUCAUUUGAUCUGAGGACAAAAGAACUGCAUGCGUCUCAUGUAAAUUCAGCUCAGCAAAACAGUUCAAGUAGUUUUGGGGUGAAAAGACAGUGUGCAAUCACUAAAAAUCUUGCCCACUUUAGUGUUCAGACAGGUUAUCCCCCUGAUAUCAUGCAUGAUGUGUUCGAGGGCAUUGUGCCUGUGGAGCUUGCACAUUGUUUGUCAUUGCUGAUAUCCAAGAAAUAUUUCAGUCUUGAGCUUCUAAACAAAUCGAUCAUGAGUUUUCCUUACAAAUGGUCAGACAAGACCAACAGGCCUCAUAUGAUCCCACACAAUUUCUCGAAAACAAUUGGGGGGAAUGCCCAUGAGAACUGGGCACUGAUACGAUUUCUCCCAUUCACCAUUGGGCAUCUGGUGCCAGAAGAUGAAAUGGCAUGGCAAAUUCUAAUGGAUUUAAAGGAUAUUGUAGAGCUGUUGGUAUCUCCAACACACACAGAAGACUCCAUUGCUUACCUUGAGUGCAAAAUUUCAGAGCAUCGCAAAAGAUAUCAAGAGCUCUUUCCUACUUUGCAGCUUUUACCCAAACAUCAUUACUUAGAGCACUAUCCUGCACUCAUCAGGAAGUUUGGUCCUCUUAUUGGUCAUUGGACAAUGCGAUUCGAGGCUAAGCACAGUUUCUUUAAGCAAGUAAUUCGACACUCAAACUGCUUCAAAAAUGUGCCCCUCUCGCUAGCUCUCAAGCAUCAGAUCAUGGUGUCUUAUUACAUGAGAUCAUCUAGUUUUGAAAAGCCCACUCUUGAGGUGACAAAUGUCUCAACAGUUCCUGUAGACGUUUUAAAAAAAGAAAUUGUUCAGAGUAUUGAACAUAAAUUUCCUGGCAUAAAAGAGGUACACCUAACUAGAUCUGUGUCAACCAAAGGUGUAUGUUUCAAAAAGGGCAUGAUUGUAGCUCAUGGGUCUACAAGUGGUCUUCCUGACUUUGGACAGAUUGUUCACAUAUUUGUAGUCCAGGAGAGACUAUGCUUUAUAGUUAAGAGAUUUUCUGGAUGGUACAGUGAGCAUCACAGAGCCUUUGAGCUCACAGCAUGUCCAACCAAAGAGAUGGAUCUUAUUGAGCUUAGUGACCUAGCAGAUGACUACCCUCUGGCAGACUAUUUUGUUGGAUCUCUCAGAAUGGUGACCUUGAAACGAUACAUACAUGUUUAAGAUUGUUGUGAAAUGGCUGCUCCAGUGAAGCUCAGAAUUAUCCUCGGGGAAAACAAUUCCCAGAGACUUA